Neogale vison (American mink) is the source of this 3531-nucleotide messenger RNA. RefSeq names its product CMT1A duplicated region transcript 1 (gene FBXW10B). NCBI's taxonomy places the organism in Eukaryota, Metazoa, Chordata, Mammalia, Carnivora, Mustelidae. The record is from RefSeq and is a predicted model, not a curated record. Gene Ontology annotation, molecular function: protein binding. Bases 192 to 3431 code for a protein of 1079 amino acids. The transcript has 13 exons.
AAAGCCAGACUUCUACUGGCAGUUUCUGGGAGAGAGCAGCUUUCCAUCCAACGCAGGGCUUUACCUUUCCUCUGGGAAAUGUUUAUAAUAGAAAAGGCUCAAUUAGGAUAUCUGUCCGCCUCUCCUGUACCUCUGAUGUUUGGUGGGGUUGACAACGGGCAAGGAUAAAAUGAGCUGGUCAUCUCAGAAUCAUGGAAAACCUGGACCCAAGGCUCAGGAAUGCCCCGUAUUUCCGUUGUGAGAAGGGAGACAGUUCUGUCCCUGUGUGUCAAAAAUGCGAAACAUGUGUCUUGGCUUGGAAUAUCUUCUCGACCAAACAGUGGUUCCGGAGGAUAGGAGAGGUGCCCCGGAGAAAGUUUCUGGUGAGCAUCCUGGAGCAGCUGGGUAGCCUCUACUUGCUGCAGUAUUUUCAGAAUAUCCUUCAGACCACGCAGGGGAAGGAUUUCAUCUACAGCCGGUCCCGGAUCAACCUCAGCAGGAAGGAGGGGAAGAUCGUCAGGUCUUCCUUGAACCAGAUGUUGGAUAAAACUGUGGAGCAGAAGAUGCGGGAGAUCUUGUCCUGGUUUGCGAGAAGCACCCACCGGACCAAGGCGAAUUACACGCUCUUUCUCCUGCAGAUGUGUGACCCCAAGCUGCUGCUGACCGCUGCCAAUGUCAUCAGGGUCCUGUCUCUGAGACAGUGGAACAACCUCGCGGACUACAACGUGCCGUAUGAGACCUCGGAUGUUUUCUGGGCAGCCAGCACCAAGACUGCAUCCUUCCCUUUGUCCAGAGCUUCGGGAAAAGAAAAUUCGCUUGAAAGCAGGAGGGGCGAAGCAUCUAAUACUGAUGGACAAUGGAAGAGUUCCAUCCAGUGCAUUUUUGAGAUGAAUAGCCUGUUUUCUGGAAAAGCAGGCCUGUCGAAGGCCAAAUACACACCCUCCAAUCUGUUGGUUGACUUGGAUGUCGUCAAAGACCUGUCCUCCGGGGUCAGCAAAUACCGGGACUUCAUCCGUUCCCUGCCCGUUCACCUCUCCAAAUAUAUUCUAAGUAUGCUGGGCUGUACAGGGGAAUUUCUCCAAACACCGCGCAUCACAGGCUGGUUGGGAGGUUCCCAGGUCCAUGUUUUUUUUUUUUUUUCAGGUAUGCUGGAUAAAAACAGCCUGAACAGGUGUGCCUCCGUGAGCCAGCACUGGGCCAUGCUGGUCCAGCAGGUCAAGAUGGAAUUGUCGAUGCAUCCUUUCAUUCAGAGCCAUAUCACCUUCUUGCAGGGAUCCUACACAAAGGGAAUCGAUCCUAACUAUGCCAACAAGCUUUUUAUCCCAGUUCCUAAAAUAACCGAUAACGGGAAGUGCAUACGUGUGAAAAAUCAGAAAUUGAAACUCAGAACAAAGAAUGACUACAACCUGUGGGCCGCAUACCAGAACCAGGAAACUCAGCAGGUCCUAAUGGAGGAGAGAAAUAUCUUCUGUGGGACUUAUAAUAUCCGUAUCCUCUCAGACACGUGGGACCGAAACAGAGUCAUUCACUAUUCUGGGGGAGAUCUGGUUGCAGUGUCAUCCAACCGGAAGAUCCAGCUUCUAGAUGUCAUACAAGUAAAGGAAUUACCAACUGAGUUCCGAGGCCAUGCUGGGAGUGUCCGUGCCCUCUUCUUGUGUGAGGAGGAGAACUUUUUGCUGAGUGGGAGUUAUGACCUGAGUAUCAGAUCCUGGGAUCUGAAAAGUGGGGCUUGUAUACGAAUCUUCAAUGGCCACCAGGGGACAGUCACUUGCAUGGAUUUAUAUAAGAACAGGCUUGUAUCUGGAGCAAGAGAUUGCCAGGUGAAAGAGUGGGAUAUAGAGACAGGGAAGUGUCUGAAGACAUUUAAACACAAAGACCCCAUCUUGGCCACCAAGAUCAAUGACACCUACAUCGUGAGCAGCUGUGAGCGAGGGUUAGUCAAAGUGUGGCACGUUGUCUCGGCCCAGUUGGUAAAGACUCUCAGUGGCCACGAGGGAGCCGUGAAGUGUCUCUGCUGUGACCAGUGGCAUCUCCUCUCGGGAAGUACUGAUGGCCUGGUUAUGGCCUGGAGCAUGGUGGGAAAGUACGAGCGGUGCCUCAUGGCCUACAAGCAUCCAAAGGAGGUGCUCCACGUGGCCCUUCUCUUCCUCCGGGUCAUCAGUGCCUGUGCCGAUGGCAAGAUCCGCAUUUACAAUUUCCUAAAUGGGAACUGUCUGAAGGUGAUGAAAGUCAACGGCAGAGGUGAUCCUGUGCUGUCCUUCUUUAUUCAGGGCAACAGGAUGGUGAUCAACACUGAGAGCAAUAUUCUCAUGUUCCAGUUUGAGAAUAUAAAGUGGCAGUACUCCAUGGACCAGGCCAAACAAAAGAAGAAAGAUAAAGAUGAGGACAGGGAAGAAAAUGACCUGACAGAAGUCGCCUCCAGGUCUAGCACUCAGGUUUUCAGCCCCAGGGACUCGAUGUCCAGUAAACAAACUGUGGGCCAGGAGUCCCUGUUAAGUAAACCAUACAGGUCCCGAGUUUUCCUGAAGGACACCCGGGCACCUACAGAAGUCUUAUCAGAGGGACCUAAAAGUCAAAGAAAGUCAAAAUCACCCCAGAGGGAUGGCAAGAAGAGAGUGAGUGCUCUUUCUAAGGAAGUACGCGGCAUUGAUGGUGGGCAAGAGAGUUUGGAAGCAAAAUCCCUCGCAGGAGAUACAACGAACGAGGACGAGGAGAAAGUUCUACCUGAAGACUUGAUCAGGCGCUCAAAGAAAAAGCGCUGGCAAAUCCCCAUGUCGCCCGACCAGUUCCUUCUCACGGUGAAUGCCCUGCAGCAGGCCCAUAAGUCAGGGGAGUUUGCCUAUCCCCAGAGGCCCCAAACCCAAGUCAUUGAUGCCUGGGGACCUUCAAUUUCACACCCAAGGAAGGUCCUGAAUUUCAAAGGAAUAUCAGUCCAACAGGCAGUUAAUAGGUUGCGACAUAGCAACCCACCCAUCGACGUGAAGCAAACCAGUAUUCCCCUGGAGAUCCAGAAACUGCAGCCCAACCUGAAGAACUCUUUGCACAGUCCCCAAGUCCAGUCCACCAUACCCCAACCUGUGAUCAUCUAUCCCAGAUUCGCUGGUGGCCUUAAGGGAGAAGACCAAGCGACCGGCCCCAUCGGCGGGACAGUGCGUAGCUGUAGCCCUUUAACCAGCCUGCAGGUCAUUAAACCGAACCGCAUGCUGGCUCCCCCCGUGGGCAUGAGAACCAAGUCCAUCAAGAAAGAUCGACCUCGCUUCUACACGACCCUUGAUCCCUUUAGAAUGAACACCGAGUUCAUGUUGUUGACUGUAAAGGAGGAGAAGGAGUACAGGGAGGCCAAAAUGAAGGAGUUCCAGGCCAGAAAGCCCAGAGACGUGGUCAGUCCAGAAAAAGCCAGCAGAGCUGCCUGGAUCAGGAAGAUCAAGGCCUGCCAAUCGAUCAUUUCAUGAAGCAAGGGAAGACAGCAGCCCCUGAACUUGGACAAAACGUAUUUAUCUGAACCAGCUUUGGGAAAUGAACAUCUUACAAUAAACAGAGAACCCAAGUGGA